AUGCUUCACAGACCUAGUGAAGCUCUUUCUACUCCAAAACAGACUAAAGGAAAACAAAGGGUGCCUCGCAAUGUUGUACCGAAACAUCAUCUUCAAGUGGUAAGAAGCCACUUUCAAGAUUUAAGUGGCUCGCACAUUACGGAUCUUGUUAGUCCUCCCGUACUAAAGAAAGUAAAGAACAGGGUAUUGCAUGAGAAAUAUGUCAAUCAAUUGCGUUGUAGGGAAUCUAGGAGAAGAGCAGACCUCUACGAAGGUAAUUUUUCUUUAUCCGAAAGUAAACUUCUCAACCCUAUUAAUAUAACAGUUCGAAGAUUAAAUGUUCUAAAACCAAAGAACAUUAUUACCCAGAAGUCAGUUGAAAAGUUGUUACAACGGCAUCUUGAAGGUGAUCUAGACCGUGAAGGGGACAUAUUUUCUGUUCUUGAACCGAACAUAGAUAUCUCCACUAAUGCUUCACAGCCUAGUGAAGCUCUUUCUACUCCAAAACAGCUAAAGGAAAACAAAGGGUGCCUGCAAAGUUGUACCGAAACAUCAUCUUCAAGUGGUAGGAAGCCACUUUCAAGAUUUAGUGGCUCGCACAUUACAGAUCUUGUUAGUCCUUCUGUACUAAAGAAAGUAAAGAACAGGGUAUUGCAUGAGAAAUAUGUCAAUCAAUUGCGCUGUAGGGAAUCUAGUGAAGCACUUGGUGGAUUUGAUGAAGACAUAUUUAAGUUGAUAUAG
Sphenostylis stenocarpa is the source of this 720-nucleotide messenger RNA. The record is from the annotation of a GenBank genome assembly. NCBI's taxonomy places the organism in Eukaryota, Viridiplantae, Streptophyta, Magnoliopsida, Fabales, Fabaceae.